AUGGCUCAGUGUGAGAAACUUCGGCUGGAGUGUGAGAGCUUGUUCCGCAAAUGUUUAGAAGCGGAGCAUGUCAACAUCGGAGACUGCGAACCUUUGUCUCAAGUAGAAGGCAGUGAACGAGCCCGCAUCACCGACUUGGCCCUGCGGAACGUACUCUGGGGAAUUCUCGAUGAGAUCCAGAGCAACCACGAUGACGAUUCCGCGCAGAAGGAGAAACUCACAAAUCUUGUCGAUCUACUGGUAUCUCUGUGUGAGCGAGAGUUUGCAUCGCCCAACUUGCCCGCUACAAUUUUCACGGACAUUUUCGACACCUUGACGAUAUCGCGAUGUGAAAAAGUCUUCCAUCUGAUGGAAGACAAGGUAGAGGUUUGGAAGAAACCUCUAUUCUUCAGUCAUUGUAAAAACCAGAUGCUGCGCAUGUGCAACGAUCUCCUUCGUCGUCUAAGCAAGAGUCAGAACACGGUGUUCUGCGGCCAAAUACUCAUAGUGCUAGCCAAGCUGUUCCCUCUGUCAGAACGGUCCGGCCUGAACAUCGUGUCCGAGUUCAACUCUGAAAAUAUUUCCAUUCACAACGUUGAAGAUGGCGAUGCCGAUACUAGUUCGGACGACGGGCACCUCAAAGUCAGCCACAAUUUAUAUCGCAAAUUCUGGAGCCUGCAAGAUUUCUUCCGGCAACCGCACCUGUGCUAUGACGAAAACCACUGGCGUCAGAUGACCAGAUGCAGUAGUGAAGUGCUCACAGUGUUCUCAUCCUUCAAGCUCGACGAGCAGGCCGUACUGUCGAAGAGUCAACCAUACUUCGCGAAGUACCUCACAUCGAGGAGACUAUUCCAGCUGGAGUUAUCCGAUUCAAACUUCAGAAGAUGUAUUCUUAUACAGUUUUUAAUCAUGUUCCAAUACUUGAAAGCCACAGUUCGAUUCAAAUUGGAGAAACAUUUCCUCUCCGAAAACCAAGCUCAAUGGGUACGGGAGAAAACCGAAGAAAUCUACAAACUCCUGCAGGAAACUCCACCCGACGGCCUGGAAUUCGCGCGCGCCAUCGAGAAUAUCUUGGUGCGAGAAGAGCAUUGGAAUGCCUGGAAAAACGAUAAUUGUCCGGCGUUCAAAAAAGCGGACGUCAUGGGACGAAAAUGUGGUCGUAGGAGGAAGAAGGUUGGGGACGACGUUCGGGAGCACCUCGAAAAAGGUCAAAUCGCUAUGGGGGGUCCCGAAUUGAACAAGGUUUUCAAUAUAUGUCCUGAUCAUUGGGAAGCUUGCCGGGUUGAGAGGCGAUGCUAUGUUCCUGGUAUGACUGAAUUUUUCGAAGAAGCCAUUGCUCAAGCUGAUCCCGCCGCCUGCGUCGAGGAUCAGUAUAAACUGGUUGCCAAUCCGAAUUGGGGAUGGAGAGCACUUAGGAUCCUCUCUCAAAAAUCAUUGCAUUUCUUCACUUCGACGAACCAGCCCGCGAAGUCCCUUCCAAACUACCUCGACACAAUGGUGGGCUUCCUCGCGAAAGACCUCUGCAUCAAUCGCGAUCCAAAAGAACCUAAUGGUGUCGUACGGGUUGAAGAUGACGACAAUUCUCAAGACGAUUUUAAGGAGGAAGAUAGCGAGGCAGUGAAUAGCGAAGUCGCGCUCAAAACUUCCGAUCUCAGUUCCAACAGUCGCAACAACGGCGUCGACGAGGAACCCCCGGAAAAGCGUUCUCGGAUUGUGGUGCAGACAACACCGACUGCAACCAAGGACACAUUGUCUGCAGAAACAAUCGAUCGUCUCGCGCAGAUUUUAGCUGAAGAUUGCAUGAAGCUGGCUCCUUUCAUGGGUCUUAAUGAGGAUGAUCUGCAGUACAUUCAGAGUCAACACGAGGAGCCGGCGGCUCAAGCAAAGCAUCUGCUUACGCUAUGGAAGGAGAACGAGACCGAGGAUGCGACAAUGGACACGAUCAAACAGCUCCUGGCUAAAGUAGGCUUGUCAGCGAAGCUCCAAUCAUUGUGAAGGACAGACUUUCAAGACGGGAGUCCGACAAUCUGUACAGACUAGCGAAAACAUGUUAUGAGCCUCUAUUUUGUACGAGAAAUCGCAAAUUACCUCGUCUGGAUUGUUUUGCACGCUGAGGGACUUCGGUGUAUGUAUAUUAAGCUAAAACAAUCUCAUCUCUUGAUGAGUGACUCUUCUCCGAACAUAACUUCCUGGAAUAUGAUAGAAAUAAAUG
Galendromus occidentalis (western predatory mite) is the source of this 2191-nucleotide messenger RNA. RefSeq names its product THO complex 1-like protein Hpr1 (gene Hpr1). The record is from RefSeq and is a predicted model, not a curated record. Bases 1 to 1974 code for a protein of 657 amino acids. Gene Ontology annotation, cellular component: THO complex part of transcription export complex. The transcript has 7 exons. Gene Ontology annotation, biological process: signal transduction; mRNA export from nucleus. Gene Ontology annotation, molecular function: protein binding. Lineage: Eukaryota; Metazoa; Arthropoda; Arachnida; Mesostigmata; Phytoseiidae.